AUGGCGAUGGAUGUCGAGUCCAGCCGCAACCUGACAUGGAAGUCUGCGUGGAUGAAAGACAGUGGCAAGAGAAACAGCUACUACGCGUCUAUCGCCAAGUGCAUGGCUUCUCGUGCGGCCGUCUCAAAUGCCAACCUGUAAGUCACGCUUGACCGAUUAUGUCGCAGGACGUGCCUUGAUGCGUUUGCUGACCUUUUCAUCAUUACGUCAUUACGUCCGAUAGUGCGGUCCAAGUCUUUGGUGGUAUGGGCUUCAACACGGAGUCUCCCGUCGAGAAGCUGUACAGAGAUGCGAAGAUCUACGAGAUCUACGAGGGAGUGAGUUUAACGCAGCGUCCAUUGCUUGCCAGUCACGAGCGACCCGACGCUGAUUCUCGCAUCCACUUGUGCUCGCCACACGUUCCUAGACCUCUCAAAUUCAACGCUUGAUUGUCAGCAGAUUCGUGGAGGACGCAUACAAGCCUUAG
Ceraceosorus bombacis is the source of this 466-nucleotide messenger RNA. The record is from the annotation of a GenBank genome assembly. Lineage: Eukaryota; Fungi; Basidiomycota; Exobasidiomycetes; Ceraceosorales; Ceraceosoraceae.